Peromyscus leucopus (white-footed mouse) is the source of this 2363-nucleotide messenger RNA. RefSeq names its product katanin catalytic subunit A1 like 1 (gene Katnal1). Lineage: Eukaryota; Metazoa; Chordata; Mammalia; Rodentia; Cricetidae. Gene Ontology annotation, molecular function: microtubule binding; ATP binding; microtubule severing ATPase activity. The record is from RefSeq and is a predicted model, not a curated record. Bases 820 to 2286 code for a protein of 488 amino acids. Gene Ontology annotation, biological process: microtubule severing. The transcript is spliced from 11 exons. Gene Ontology annotation, cellular component: microtubule; microtubule cytoskeleton.
CCUAUUGGCAUGAACGGUUGCUCGAAGCGUUGAGGGCACCAUUAAUCAUUUAAAAACCCAAAGAAAUGAUUUUGAGUGGUUUUCCUUGGCUCUUCAUGAGACGGCAGAUGUUAGCAAUACUGCUCAGUUGUUUACUUGGGAAGUCAUCGCUGAGCUUGAAGUGAUUGAAAAGUGAGUUUGAACCAACAUUGUGUGUUGGGGGCUUCGAGGACAAAUACAGUGUUUUCAAGACACCAAAGCAUCAAUUCCAUACAACUUGAAUCUUCGAAGCUACAUUAGAAGGAUGCUUAUAAACAUCUGUAGAGUGGAAAUGAGCUCAGGUGGGCAUGGUUAUGAUGCCAUGAAAAUGUGAGCCAGGUGAAGCUUGUGGUUAUCUGUCAUUAAUUCCUUGGUGUUCUGCAGAUGUGUGUCUAGCCGGUAGUCAGGGUCUGUGCGGGGUCAGCGUCUGGAAUUCCGUUAUGGAAUUAGCCGUUGUCAGUUCCGUAGGCUUGGGUCAAGAGUAGGAGCAACACUCUCCCAUGCCUUCGCCCCACAGCCGCCUGGUGGCUUAGCAGCAGGCAGGUUUUCAGCUUAGGAGAGAGGUGGGAAGUUGUCAGAAGGAGAGCAACUGCCCUCGGCCACUCUUAAUGAACACCAAGGACUUGCUUUUGCCAUAAUCUCGGUCACAUUUCUUAAUGAAUCCACCCUACACAUUCCAAGACGGAACAGGUGCUUAUGUCAAAGCCAAGCCUUCAGGAGAAGUCUUGCUAUGCAGUUAGUCUUUCUACACACUGUCAGUGGUGUUCAGCUGUCCACAUGGGCAGAAGGAUCUGAAAGAAGAUGAAUUUGGCAGAGAUUUGUGACAACGCAAAGAAAGGGCGAGAGUAUGCGCUUCUGGGAAAUUAUGACUCAUCGAUGGUGUAUUACCAGGGAGUAAUACAGCAGAUCCAGAGACACUGCCAGUCAGUGAGAGACCCGGCUGUCAAAGGGAAGUGGCAUCAGGUACGGCAGGAACUCUUGGAGGAAUACGAACAAGUUAAGAGUAUCGUCAGCACCUUAGAAAGCUUUAAAGUCGACAAGCCCCCAGACUUCCCUGUGUCUUGUCAAGAUGAACCAUUUAGAGAUCCAGCCGUUUGGCCACCCCCUGUCCCUGCAGAGCACAGAGCUCCGCCUCAGAUCAGACGUCCCAACCGAGAAGUGAGGCCUCUGAGGAAAGACUCGGGAGCAGGCGCCCGCGGACUGGUGGGCCGAGCGCACCCGAUAUCCAAGAGCGACAAACCUGCGAGUCGGGACAAGGACUGCAGAGCGAGAGGGAGAGACGACAAGGGAAGGAAAAAUAUGCAAGACGGUGCAAGUGAUGGUGAAAUCCCCAAAUUUGACGGCGCUGGAUACGAUAAGGAUCUGGUGGAAGCCCUGGAGAGGGACAUUGUGUCUCGGAACCCUAGCAUUCACUGGGAUGACAUCGCAGAUCUGGAGGAGGCGAAGAAGUUGCUCCGGGAAGCUGUUGUCCUUCCCAUGUGGAUGCCUGACUUUUUCAAAGGGAUUCGAAGGCCGUGGAAGGGUGUGCUAAUGGUUGGACCUCCAGGGACUGGGAAAACCAUGCUAGCUAAAGCAGUUGCCACUGAAUGUGGGACAACCUUUUUUAAUGUCUCCUCUUCUACACUGACUUCUAAGUACAGAGGUGAAUCUGAGAAGUUAGUCCGUCUGUUGUUUGAAAUGGCUAGGUUCUACGCCCCCACCACGAUCUUCAUUGAUGAAAUAGAUUCUAUCUGCAGUCGAAGAGGAACAUCGGACGAGCAUGAAGCAAGUCGCAGAGUCAAGUCUGAGCUGCUUGUCCAGAUGGACGGAGUUGGGGGAGCCUUAGAGAAUGAUGAUCCGUCCAAAAUGGUGAUGGUUCUGGCUGCCACUAACUUCCCAUGGGACAUCGAUGAAGCUUUGCGAAGGAGACUAGAGAAAAGGAUCUACAUCCCUCUCCCAACAGCAAAAGGAAGAGCCGAGCUUCUGAAGAUCAGCCUCCGGGAGGUGGAGCUGGAUCCUGACAUCCGCCUGGAGGACAUCGCGGACAAGAUUGAGGGCUAUUCCGGUGCCGACAUAACUAACGUCUGCAGGGAUGCAUCUUUGAUGGCAAUGAGGCGGCGCAUCAGCGGCUUGAGUCCAGAAGAGAUCAGGGCCCUGUCCAAGGAGGAGCUGCAGAUGCCUGUCACCAGAGGGGACUUUGAGCUGGCACUGAAGAAAAUUGCCAAGUCGGUCUCGGCUGCGGACUUGGAGAAGUACGAGAAGUGGAUGGUUGAGUUUGGAUCUGCGUGAUUUGUCAGCUGUCUCGUUUCUGGUGUUCUUGUCUAUAAAUGUGAAGGAAUUCCUUAAAUUUUAAAAAAAAUCUGCAA